Thamnophis sirtalis is the source of this 497-nucleotide messenger RNA. The record is from RefSeq and is a predicted model, not a curated record. Lineage: Eukaryota; Metazoa; Chordata; Lepidosauria; Squamata; Natricidae.
ACUAUCAUAGAAGUACAAUCCAAAGCUGCCGGUUUGAUCCUGUCAACCAGAGAAUAGCUACGGUGUCCUCUGACAUGUCUAUAAAAUUCUGGGAUAUCAUCGCAAGGGCUACCACAGUCACCAUUGAACGGGCACAUAACAAUGCCAUUGCGGAUUGCUGCUUCUCUUUGGAUGGCCAUUUUCUGUGCACAGCGGGGUGGGAUGAAAAUAUCAAGUUAUGGGAUGUCCGUACGGGAGAAUUCCGGUCUCAUGGGCCUAUUACUUUGGAUCAAGGUCACAUAGGCAUUGUUGGCAGCUGUGAGUUUAGCAAAGACGCCUCGUGCGUGGUGUCUGGAGGUUAUGACAAAACCAUCAGCGUGUGGGACAUAGAAGAAGCAUAUCAAAAGAUAUCUUUAAAGGGUCACACUGAUUGGGUGACGGAUGUGGCCAUUAGCCAGGACAAGACGCUUAUUGUUUCCUCUUCAAAGGUAUUACCAAAAGUUAUCAGAGAAUGCCAU